This is a messenger RNA of Rotaria sp. Silwood1, 516 nucleotides long. The record is from the annotation of a GenBank genome assembly. Lineage: Eukaryota; Metazoa; Rotifera; Eurotatoria; Philodinida; Philodinidae.
AUGGCAACAGGAAAAAAUAUUAAAAAAAUUGAUGUGCAAUUACCAAAUGAAGAAGAUUCGGGAAAACUAGCAUUUAUUUUAUUAAAUGUUUUCACAAAAGAAGAAUUUAAUAUUGGUUUACGUGAAGUUUUAAUGACAGAUGUUCGAAAUAAUGAUCGAUGUAUUAUUGAUGAUGUUAAUAUGGCAAAUAUAUUAUUUGAACUUGGACUUAAUGAACGUCUUCGUUUUCUUCGUUAUGAUCCUGGACAACAAUUUAAAGGACAUAUGGAUGGUGUUUAUCAACGCUCUGACGGAUCCGGUGAAAUAAGUUGUAUUACAAUACAACUUUAUUUAAAUGAUAAUUAUAAAGGUGGAGAAACGACAUUUAUUAGUUAUUGUGAUAAAAAAAAAAAUUUUUCAUGUAAACCACGUACAGGAAUGGUAUUAGUGUUCGAACAUCGACUUUUUCAUGAAGGUUCAUUAUUGAAAAAAGGUCGAAAAUAUACAGUUCGUACUGAUGUUAUGUAUCGACCAUAG